This is a messenger RNA of Vitis vinifera (wine grape), 1547 nucleotides long. RefSeq names its product peroxidase 25. Gene Ontology annotation, cellular component: plasmodesma; plant-type cell wall. The transcript has 4 exons. Bases 398 to 1405 code for a protein of 335 amino acids. The record is from RefSeq and is a predicted model, not a curated record. Lineage: Eukaryota; Viridiplantae; Streptophyta; Magnoliopsida; Vitales; Vitaceae. Gene Ontology annotation, biological process: response to oxidative stress; hydrogen peroxide catabolic process. Gene Ontology annotation, molecular function: heme binding; peroxidase activity.
GGAAAAAGGAAGAAAGAGAAGACAAAGAAACUGAGAGAAAAAGAUGUCCAACGCAUCUAGGAGGAAUAAAUCAAAGGAAUCAUGGAUGAGAGGGAACUUCCAAUGUAUAUGAUAUGAUAUAUAUUGAAAGUGAAAAUUAUCCAUCUCCUAACUCUACACAGACAAAAGUCCAAAAAGGAAGAUGGUCAUCACCAUCUUUAAUGGCCCCCGCGCGUCUCCACUAAAGGAUUGUGGAGUGUUGAGAAGCUCAGAAUGAAUGACUGAAAGCAACAAGCAAAAAUCUGCUUGGCCGAAUCCAUAUAAGAUUGAUACUCAGUAGUACUGAACGUGCAAGGUUUGUAGUGAGGAGAUAGAGAGGAGAGCCAACUGAGAGUUUUGCUUCUAUUCUUAUUUGUUAAUGGUGCAAAUGGAACCCAAAUGGCUGGUUUUGUUGGUAGUGAUUCUGGGGUUAAGUUGGUUUGGAGAAACCCAACAAGGAUUGAUACCCGGGUUUUACUCUUCUUCAUGCCCAAAGGCUGAGGCCAUAGUCAGUUCUACUGUUGUAACGCAUUUCAAGAAGGAUCCUACAAUUGCAGCGGGCGUUCUCAAGCUUCAUUUCAAAGAUUGCUUUUUUCAGGGCUGCGAUGGUUUAGUAAGUGAGAUAGAUGCAUUGACUGACACAGAAAUACGAGGAUUUGGUGUGAUAGAUGACGCCAAAACUCAACUGGAGACCUUGUGCCCCGGGGUGGUAUCAUGUGCUGAUAUACUGGCACUUGCUGCUCGUGAUGCUGUUGGCUUGAGUGGUGGUCCAAGUUGGCCAGUGCCCACAGGAAGACGAGAUGGGAGGCUCUCAUUUGGUGUAUCCCCGGAGAACCUUACUUUACCUGUUCCUACUGAUUCUAUUCCUGUCCUAAGAGAGAAGUUUGCUGCUAAAGGCCUCAACAAUCACGACCUUGUAACACUAAUUGGGGCACACACCAUUGGACUAACGGACUGUUCGUCCUUUGAAUACCGUCUCUACAACUUCACGGCAAAGGGAAAUGCAGACCCAACAAUAAACCAAGCUUUCCUGGCUCAGCUGCGAGCCCUUUGUCCUGAUGUUGGUGGCGAUGUCUCCAAAAAGGGGGUGCCGCUGGAUAAAGAUAGCCAGUUCAAAUUCGAUGUCAGUUUCUUCAAGAAUGUGCGGGAUGGGAAUGGAGUCCUGGAGUCCGAUCAAAGGCUUUUUGGAGAUAGCGAAACCCAGAGAAUCGUUAAGAAUUAUGCUGGUAACGGAAAAGGCUUACUGGGGCUUAGAUUUUAUUUUGAGUUUCCAAAAGCCAUGAUUAAAAUGAGUAGCAUCGGGGUCAAGACUGGUACUCAAGGACAGAUUCGAAAGACAUGCGCAAGGUUCAAUCAAUCCAUCGAAUCAAAUGAAAUAGAAUAUUAAAAUGUAAUAGUAUAUAGUAUAUACAUAUAAUGUAUGCCAUAGGAGCCAUGACCAGGCCAAGGGGGAGCCCUGACUCUCCCACUUCCAUAUAAUAAGCAGCAUGCGGUCAUGGAUAUCCUUUUCCGCUUUCUAUUAAUGAAAA